This is a messenger RNA of Radiomyces spectabilis, 884 nucleotides long. RefSeq names its product ras family-domain-containing protein. The transcript has 6 exons. The coding region runs from base 23 to 733 and encodes 236 amino acids. The record is from RefSeq and is a predicted model, not a curated record. NCBI's taxonomy places the organism in Eukaryota, Fungi, Mucoromycota, Mucoromycetes, Mucorales, Radiomycetaceae. Gene Ontology annotation, molecular function: GTP binding; GTPase activity.
UUCUGCGGUGGGGUGGAAUAACAUGACAUCAAAGUGUGAGUUUUCAGAACUCCGAAGCUGCGCAUCUUUUUGUUCUUCUUGUUCUUCCUCCCAUUACAAACACAAUAACAUGUCACAAGACGUCCCCACCCUCAAGUUAUUACUCAUUGGCAACUCAAGCGUAGGCAAAAGUUCUUUAUUACUACGGUUUACCGACGACACUUUUCUACCACAGGAUGAAGUGUCCGCCACUAUUGGUGUCGACUUUAAAGUGAGCAUGAUGCAAUUAGACGGACGAACGUAUAAGCUCACCAUAUGGGACACAGCAGGACAAGAACGAUUCCGAACCUUGACUUCAUCUUAUUACAGAGGCGCUCAAGGCGUGAUUCUCGUGUACGACGUGAGUAAUCGGGAUACCUUUGAUGCUCUUCAGAACUGGUGGGAAGAGGUGAAGACCUAUUGUUCGAGUGCGGAUGUAGUGACGAUGAUCAUUGGCAAUAAAGUCGACAAGGAAUCUUCCAGAGUCGUGAGCUAUGAAGAAGGUGCAGCGAUGGCUCGUAAACUGCAGACAUUAUUCAUCGAAUGCAGUGCAAAGACUCGUGUCGGUGUGUCAGAAGCGUUCGAGGAAUUAGUAAGAAAGAUCAUUGAAACACCCAGUUUGUGGCAAAAGGGAAUUGCGCCCACUUCGACGGUCAAAGUAUCUGGAGACAAUCAGGCCAAUGCAUCAUCAGGAAGUGCGGGAUGCAGCUGUUAGAUCAUCCAUUUCACAUAUUAGACCCCUCAUCCGGAUUUGUGGAGGAUCCUUCACAAACCACUGCUCCCAAUAAAACUAUACUGCUGUAUUUUAUAAUCGAUACAUUAAAGCUUGUCAGUAGUUCCUUAUCAAUUGAGCAAAUGGUUCAGUA